AGGGUCUGAGUGAAAUAAUUCCAGAAAAUAUUAAAGAAUGACUUGCUCCAAUAAUUCACGAGUUGACCUUGACCAUAUGAAAACAAGACUCAGAGCUAGCAACCUCAGAGAGCUAACUCAGAAAACAUGAAAGUCUCCGCACUUAGUACUUCAAAUCUGAGUUGAGUGUGUAUUGCUGGAGAUCUGAUCUGAGCUGAGCUAUGGCGAUGGUCGCAGACGCAGUAGUAGGGGAGCUAGUGAGCCGGCUAGCACAAGUAGUAGAGGAAAACGCGUCGUUAAUAAUCGGGAUAAAAGAUCAGAUCGACGACCUAGUGUCCGACCUGGAAACGUUCAACGCAUAUCUGAGGCAAGCGUCGAAGAACCAGAGCGCCGGCGACAACGAUGUCCUGAACGACGUCGUAGAGAAGAUCCGAAACGUGGUGAUUGAGGCGGAAGACGCCAUCGGAAAGUUCACGGUGCAGAGGAAGAAGUAUAAAGACAAAGGGGUGCUCAGAUACUUGGAAACAGUCGCUUAUUACGCUAAGGUUAACGUUUCGGCGAGAGAGAUCCAAAACAUCAGAGACAAGGUUCAGAAAAUCAGGCAAGACAACAGCGUAGCUCUUCAGGCCCUCAUAGAUGACCCAAACAGAGGUCAACCUAUUAUGCAGAGGAUGGCUCCGGUGGUAGAAGAAGAAGAUGUGGUGGGUUUCGAUAAUGAGGCAAAAAUUAUAAAGGGACGUCUCUUGGAAAGCUCAACUGAUUUGACAUUCAUCUCAAUCAAAGGGAUGGCGGGUCUUGGCAAAACAACAUUGACCAAAAUGGUGUUCAAGGACCGUGAUCUGCAGUUUGAAUUUUUUACUCGGCUUUGGGUUUAUGUUUCAAGAACUUUUAAUCGAAAGCAAAUAUUCUUGGACAUUCUAAGUAAUUUCACAAAGAAAACCAAAGAGUAUCAUGAUAUGUGCGAUGAAAACUUAGCUGAAAGAAUACGAGAAUUUUUAGGGGGUGGAAAGUAUUUCAUUGUAAUGGAUGAUGUAUGGUCGGUGAGAGACUGGGACUGUUUGAAGAUUGCUUUUCCAAGCAAUGCAAAAGGCAGUAGAGUAUUGGUGACCACUCGACACGAAAAGGUGGCUUUACAUGUUGAUUCUGCUAGUAAUCCUCAUCAACUAAAAUUUUUGAACUAUGAGGAAAGCUGGGAGUUACUGGAGAAGAAGGUUUUUCGUAAAGAAAAGUGCCCUCAUUUGCUAGAAGCCCAUGGUAGGCAGAUAGCCCUAAGAUGCCACGGAUUACCACUUGCAGUGGUGGUGAUUGCUGGUGUCUUAAACAAAGACAGCACCCAUGGUCAUUGGAAACAAGUAGCUGAAAAUCCCAUCCCACUAAUUAACCAAGAAAACCAGAGUUACAAUGAGCUAGUAAAAUUGAGUUAUAACUGUUUACCUUAUUACUCCAAAGAUUGCUUCUUAUACCUAGCAGCCUUUCCUAUAGGCCAUGAGAUUGCUUCUUGGAAACUAAUCCGUUUGUGGAUUGCUGAAGGAUUCAUCCCGCUAAUGGAGGGUGGAUACACCUCCGAUCUAGAGCGCACAGCCGAGAAAUACUUGGAAGAUCUCGUCGAUAGAAAUCUUUUGAUGGUGUUACAAAGAAGAGCAGAUGGUCAGAUAAAAAAAUGUCGAAUUCAUGACACAUUGCACGAGUUUUGCAAAAAAGAAGCUGCCAUCAAGAAUCUCUUUCAUGAAAUGGAAGACAGGGCUAAACUAGAUGUGAACAAAAUCCCACGCCGACUUUGUGUCCACUCCACCAUUUUGGAUUUCUUGAAAUCAGACAACAAGCCAUCUAGUGAACAUGUGAGAUCUUUCUUGUCUUAUUGCUCCAAAGAGGUAGAAAUUCCCAAUGAGUGCCUGGCUGCCAUUCCAAAAUCCUUUCCUCUUCUUAGAGUAAUGGAUGUUGAGUACCUGAAAUUCAAAAUCCUGCCUAAAGAACUCUAUAGCCUCUACCAUCUGAGAUUCCUUGCAGUGUCAACUGACCUGAAGCUCCUCCCAAAGCUCUUCAAUAAUCUCUGGAAUAUGCAGACUCUUGUGUUUAACUCCUCCCAGAAUAGCCUUGAAGUUAAGGCAGAUAUAUGGAGCAUGUCUAAGCUAAGACAUGUCCAUAGCAACAGUUCCAUGGUGCUUCCCCCUCCUCCGAAAUCCAGCAAGAACAGCGCCUCGGUAAGUACAGAUAUCAAGACGCUUUCCACCAUAUCGCCUUCGAGCUGCACAGGGGACAUUUUCGACAAGACCCCAGACCUUCAAAAGCUGGGAAUUCGCGGGAACCUAGCAGAGCUUAUGGAUGUCAAGCAAGGAGGGGUUAGUCUGUUUGACAAUCUUCAGAAGCUGGACCGCCUCGAGAAUCUGAAGCUCAUAAACGACGCUCUCCAGAGCAACAAACUGCGAAGCUUCCCUCGUGCUGAGAAGUUCCCGCGCAGGCUAAGGAAGAUGACUUUGUCCAACACUGCAUUUGAGUGGAAGGACUUGAGUGCUUUGGGGUCUUUGGAUGAGCUCGAGGUGUUAAAGCUGGAGGACAAUGCGUUUAGAGGAGAGUUCUGUGAUGUAAGGAGCGUUGUGUUCAAACAACUGCAGUAUUUUCGGAUCGAAAGGACUGAUUUAGUAUCAUGGACUGCUUCGAAAGAUAGUUUUCCAGUACUAAAAUGUCUGUUCCUCAGAAACUGCACUAAGCUUGAUUCUGUUCCGGUCGAGUUUGGUGAAAUAGAGAGCCUUAAAUUGUUGGAAUUGUAUUGCACCAACAAGGGGGCAGUGAAUUCUGCUCAAAAAAUACAGAAGCUGAAAAGAGGUGUAAAUGGAGAUACAAAAAAGGGUGGAUUUCAGCUCUCAGUCUAUCCUCCUGAGCAGUGAGGUUUCCAUGGAGGAGAUAAAUCGCGUGUCAUUCUGUCAGUUCCUAGUGCAAAAAAGAUUUUCAUUAUCUCUGAUAGGUCCAUGUCUCUCAUUAUAGCUCGGACAAAAUUUUAAGGUGAUUGGUCGAACCAAUUGAGCUAGCUCGGCUUGAUUGCUCAAUUUAUGGAUGACUUUCUGAUUGUGAUUUCUACAGAAUGCUGAAAUAAGUGGGCAACGCGAAUUUGUUCCGAUCAUUCCAUUCUGAUUGUGAUUUCCAAUUUGUGUGCAGAUUGCAUAUUCUUGUUACUGUGUUGCGAUUUGAGUUGGAUUUUGAUUUGAUUUGUUUGUUUUAUCAUGGCUGGUUGUGGUUUUGGUUGUCUUGGCUUCUCAUUGAAUAUUACUCUGUAAACACUCAUUUUGGUGCUUUAAAAUAAAAUACGGAGUAAAUAAAGGUCAUUUAGUUUCUUAUUUUUAA
Molecule: messenger RNA, 3318 nt
Organism: Ipomoea triloba (trilobed morning glory)
Lineage: Eukaryota; Viridiplantae; Streptophyta; Magnoliopsida; Solanales; Convolvulaceae
Product: putative late blight resistance protein homolog R1A-10
Exons: 3
Coding region: 201-2864 (887 amino acids)
Biological process (GO): defense response to other organism
Molecular function (GO): ADP binding
Source: RefSeq, a predicted model, not a curated record